GCGCGCGUUUCCGCCGGAGACGGCGGCGGCGGUCGCGGCUCGGGCUUUCCCAGGUCCUCGCCCAGCGGCACUGGCCCCCGGGAACCCUGACGCCGCGAGAACAUGAGUGACUCCGCGGGAGAAUGCGUUCGCCUCCGGCGCUACUCCGAGCUCCCGGUGUGGGUGGUGGAGGAUCAUCAGGAGGUUCUGCCUUUUAUAUACCGUGCCAUUGGUUCAAAGCAUCUUCCUGCCAGUAAUAUAAGUUUUGUACAUUUUGACUCCCAUCCAGACCUCCUUAUUCCUGUGAAUAUGCCUGCAGACACUGUGUUUGACAAGGAAACACUCUUUGGAGAAUUAAGUAUUGAGAAUUGGAUCAUGCCUGCAGUUUAUGCCGGCCAUUUUUCUCAUGUAAUAUGGCUUCACCCCACAUGGGCUCAGCAAAUUAAAGAGGGCAAACAUCACUUUUUAGUAGGCAAAGACACGUCCACCACAACAAUCAGGGUUACAAGUACAGAUUAUUACUUCCUGAGCGAUGGUCUUUAUGUACUUGAAGACCAGCUAGAGAACCAAAAACCUUUACAUUUGGAUGUAAUUAUGGUAAAACCUUGUAAACUCUGUAACAGCCAAGAAGGAAAUGAUGCGGUGUCUUCUGCUAAGAAGCCAAAGCGAACACUGGAAGAUGCAGAAAGCACUGCCUCUCCUAACUGUGACUCUUAUUCAGAAGGACUGGAAAAGGACGCAGUGACACAGACAAGUGGCCAGGCUUCCCCGGAACCAUCAUGUUCACGUUCUCCUGAGAGUCAGGAAUGCCAGACUGCAGUCAACACUGGGCAAGUUCUGGAAAUUUUGAAGAAAGGGGAUGCAUUUGUUUUAGAUAUUGACUUAGAUUUUUUUUCAGUCAAGAAUCCUUUCAAAGAAAUGUUCACUCAGGAAGAGUACAAAAUCCUACAGGAGCUGUAUCAGUUUAAAAAGCCUGACGCCAGCCUAACAGAGGAAGAUCUGGUAGACUGUGUUGAUACUCGAAUUCACCAGUUAGAAGACCUAGAAGCUACCUUUGCUGAUUUGUGUGAUGGUGAUGAUGAAGACACUAUACAGCGAUGGGCUUCAAACCCUGGAAUGGAAUCACUAGUUCCCCUUGUACAGAGUUUGAAAAAACGGAUGCAAGUGCCGGACUAUGAAAUGAUUUUUAAGGAUGAGAGAUACCAGCAAAAGAAUAUUGAGAUUAAACCUGAGCUAAUCCACAACGCACCCUUUUCUGAAAUGGUAACGAUGAAGAAUGAGAGUCGGAAGAGACUCCAGACUUGGAGAUCCCUGCCAGGCGUUCACCAGGCUGGCCUAACCUGUGACUAUUCAGAACUUCCUCACCAUGUCAGCACAGAACAAGAAAUUGAGUCUCUUAUUCAGUCUGUGUAUUGUUUACUGAAAAACUUACCAAAACCUACACUUGUGACAAUUGCAAGAUCAAGUCUAGAUGAUUACUGUCCUUCUGAGCAAGUUGACACCAUCCAAGAAAAGGUCCUCGCUGUGCUCCGCUCCCUCUAUGGGACUCUGGACAUUCACCUGGCAUACUCAGCAGACGCCUCUCCAUCUUGAAACAAAACAGAACGCUGAGCCUCUCCUACAGCCUGGUGUAAUAAUAGGGCUUUCAUUAACUUAAUUGUAAAUGAGUCUUCCAGAGAAUACAGUGUAUUUUCUGGAAGGUAUUUUCAAUCUCCAGACAAAUGUCAUCCAUUGUUGAAAAAUGGCAAUUUUUUUGGCAUCAAGUCUGCCCCCAACUAAUGGAAUUAUUGCUUCUCUUUCUUCCUUUCCAUCAUUGUCUUCUUCAUUUCUGUGAGAGGUUUUUCCUUUUUUCCCCUAGUUUGGUUGGAAUGUAUGCGAUUCACUCAUUCAUUCAACUGAUGUUUAUUGAGCACUUGCCAUGUGCCAGACUUUAUUAGUGCUGGGUAUAUGCCAAUGAACAGAAUAGAUGAGGCACCUGCCCUCUGAGGGGAGACAAAUGAGAAACAAAUUAUGCGUUGUGGGAAGUGUCAGGAAGGAAAGGACAACCACAAGCAUGUCUUAGGCGUACUCUUAGUACUCAGGGCACCUUGGCCUUAUAGAAAAGUAACAUUUUCAAAAGCUAAAAAAAAAAUUUGCCAUCCCAUGAAAAUGCUGCAGGAAGUCUACCUUCUGAGGCUGUUGGGAUCAUGGCUUGGCUCUCGCGGAAUGAUCUCCAGCAUCGUUGGGAUUAAGGAGAUCUGGUGCGUAAACUUGACCAAACAGACAUCCAUUUACUCUUUGCUGAUCAAAAAGCCCUUCAUGGUUUUUUGCGCCUCCAGGUGGUCACAGUGGGCAUCGAUUAUCGCUGUAGUCCCUAAGUGCCGUGUUAUUGGCAGUCUGCGUUGAUGGUUUGUUUUUUGGUGUUUUCUUUUCUCCAGAUAAACCAGCCUUUUGUGUAAGUAGUAAGAGAAAAGGUUAAAUCUGAAAUUAUGACUUACUAUAAAUACCCAAGGACAUAACUGUCUUUUACUGGCCUCUCCAUAAGUAAGAGAUCCUAACUGAUUCACUCUUAAUCAUGGAACUUUUUAUUUUCUCAGUUUGCCAAAGUCUUCCCAUAUUUCUUCUCCUUUAGAGGUGGGAUAGCAUUUAAGAGAAAAAAACAAAAACUACCCAUCAUUCCCUCAGCCUUUAUACACAGCAGUUGUUUUCGUUUCUGCAUGUUAUUUUCAGGCCUUGUCCACACGUAUACAUGUAUAUGUACAGUUGCAUGUAAAGCUAAAAUUAUAGCAU
This is a messenger RNA of Loxodonta africana (African savanna elephant), 2748 nucleotides long. RefSeq names its product chromosome 2 C5orf22 homolog (gene C2H5orf22). The record is from RefSeq and is a predicted model, not a curated record. Lineage: Eukaryota; Metazoa; Chordata; Mammalia; Proboscidea; Elephantidae. Bases 103 to 1572 code for a protein of 489 amino acids. The transcript is spliced from 10 exons.